GAUCCAGAAAUUAAAGAGGGGUGAUCCAGAUGCCACUGUCAAGAUUGCCUCAUAGACAUAUUGAAAAUUAAAAAGUAUUUUCCAUCAUUUCUACUAUACUUAGAAUCGAAACAUUCGUGAGCGAUUUGAACCGUCAGGCGAAACUAAAGACUAGUAUAGUAUCAGAAUUUUGAUGAAAGCUCAUAAGGGACAAAUAGUCCUAACUACAGCUUAUUCAGUGGCCCAAUUAGGGAAAAAAAAAGUUUCCACAAAAUGUAUGCAGGCAGUAACAGAAAAUUCCAGCUCCCAGAUCUUGGUGUUUCAACUGAGCUACAAGCCAUUAUUUUAGAUAUUGCUUCCCACAGUAAUUCAUCUCAGACAGCAGUGCAGCUAGAUAUUGAUGACAACAAGAAACGGUGGCUGGUUGUUGGUAUAUGUCUCCAUAACGUUGUAAGUCCAUCUCUCAGGAAAUAUAUAGCACCUAUGAUGGAAAAAUUAUAUGUGAACCUUAAAAUGUCUGAAAAGAUACACCAACAGUCUUACGACAGCUACCUUAAAAAUACCCAGCAGCUAAGAGUAUCUGCCUAAACUAUGAAGCCAUUAAUAACAACCAACAGCAAGGUCGAAACUACAAAAGUUAUGACUACCGGGUUAAUAACUCCAUUGAUCUUUCCAAGUUGUUUCUUCAGACUCACAUGGCAUGCUACAUUGGGUUUGAUGACACUUGUGACUCUUCUGCUCUUUUAGGCAUUAUUAUUAGAGUUGAUGUAUUCCCUCAACUUGUGAAGAAUAAUGCCAAACAUGUACGGACUGAUGUCCGGAACCCCUGGGCACACUGCAAUUUCACCAUGUGGGACAUGAUCAAAUUCCAGUCAUCUCUCCAGUUGAUGGAACAGCUGAUUAGGUCUUUAAAUCUCCCAUCAACUGAUGAAGACAUUGCACUUGGAGAUCUUCUCAAAUGGAAAAUGAAUGGGCUAACAUUUUUGAGUGGCUCAACAAUUGGGCUGGAGUUACUCUCAUCCCUCAGGGAUGAAACUUGGUCUUUGGCAGAGUUUGUCAUCACACUUUCAUCUGGUAUGAAGAAUGAGUUUGAGAGAGUACACAAUGAAAUAACUUGUGUUUAUGAAGACAUAAAUAGUGCAGUGGAAAGGGUAGAAAAACUAGAUACAUUACAAAGCAAGCAGGAGAAAACGAUUGAACAAUUGGUAGAUAAAACAAUUAUUUUAGAAACAAGCCAAAAGUUGACCACUGAUCAUGUCAUGUUACAAGAUAACAAAUUAGACAACAUAAGGUUUCAGAUAUCAGAAUUAUCAGACAUGCAAUCAAGUGAAAAUGUUAGAGUGUCAAGUGUUGAAGAUAGCCAGAAAAAACUGCAGAAAGAAAUUGGUGUUAUAGCUGAGCAAUUAAACAGUCUUUCACUAUACCGAGAUAAUUCGAGACCAGCAAAGCUAUUUUUUCAGCCUCCAGAUAGAAUUCAGUCAUUUAUUGGCCGUGAGCAGGAAUUACUAAAAAUAUAUACAGGAUAUAAUGAACAUAGUAAUAUAUUUCAUAUUCAGGCUAUUACUGGACUUGGUGGAAGUGGUAAAACGACCCUAGCAAUCGAGUUUGCAUGGCUUUUUCAAGAGUCAUAUUCAGGUGGAGUAUUCUGGUUUUCAGCUGAAAAUGAUACUGCUCUUGAAAACUCACUGAGAAAUUUGGCAAUUGAUGCACAGACUGUUGGGAGAGACUCAAAGGAUACAACAAGGCUCACUUUAAAUUGGGUUACCUCCAUUAAAGAACAGUGGAUGUUGAUUGUUGACAAUGUUGAUGAAGAAGAUCUCUCCUUGGAAGUGAGAAACCUUUUACUGGGAGCAUGGAAAAGAAGCUCCUGUGGUCAUAUUCUAUUUACAACUAGAAGGGAACCAAAAGACCUGUCUGAGCUGAUUCAUAUUCCAGAAUCUGAUUGCACAGACUUGACUGCUUUGUCUGUUGAUGAAGGUGUACGUUUUAUGGCAAAACGAACUGGAAUGGCUAUCAGCGAUAAAAUGGAAGAACUUGUUCUGGAAUUAGGAGGUCUUCCAUUGGCUCUAGAGCAGGCAGCAGUCCAUAUCAAUGUGAUACAAUGUGACUUCAAAGAGUAUUUGAAUAAGUUUAAGAAGAGUCAUUUAAAGCUUUUAAAGAAAACUAUUUCCACUACUGUAAACACUAUGUCGAAAGAUCGCCUUACGGUGAGAACUACUUGGCAAAUGAACUUUGAUUAUAUAUCAAAACAGUCUGAAGUGGAGAAUUAUGGUAAAGCUGUGCCUUGUGUUAUGGAGAUUGCUGCAUUUCUCUAUCCAGAUAACAUUCCAGAACAAGUGGUCAAUAUGGGAGAUCCACCUGUGGAACAAGAAGACUUAAGAAGAGUUCUUGAGGACCCUGUUGACACAAAAGAUGUUCUUGGUAUCCUCACGAGAUUCUCAUUGUUUCAGAGAUGUGAUAAUGGGGCUGUUCGUGUCCACAGACUUGUUCAAGAGGUCAUUCGUGAGAGUAUCACUGAAAUUGAUCACAAAAUGAAUAUUCUGCAAAGUGCAACACGAAUGUUAAAUAGAGCAUUUAAAAAGACAAAGUGCCCAGAUGAUAUCCUAAGGGUAGAUUGUAAUGAAUCCAAAAACAGAGGUGCCCUCCAUCUAUGGAACAAACUGGCAGUAAAUGCAUGUGAGUUACAAAAACACUUGUUUUUCUUUAUAAAAGAUAACAAAGAAGUAAAAGAAUUGUAUCUAAAUCCAGAAACCAUCAGACUUCUACACGAAGCAUCUAUUUUCCAUAGUGUUCAUCAGAGACAAAAUGAGGCUAUGGCAGCACAGGAUCAGAUGCUGACUAUGGCAACAGCUAGCAACCUAGCAAAAGAAGACUUCACAAAAAUAACCACAAUCAAAGUUCCUCUAUUUGAAAAAGAACGGUUGAGAGUCCAAAGCAGUAUGGCAUCAGUACACUCUUCUGGUGAGAUUGGUGAAAAGUUUCUCACUGAUGAAGAUCUUAGAGAAUUGGGAAACACUGCUUUCAAUGAUGGGAAAUUUCAAGAGGCGCUCCAGUUCUACACUGAAGGAAUACACAGUAGUAUUGACAGCAAAGUAGACUAUAGGUUGUAUUCAAAUAGAAGCUUGUGUUAUCGCCGUUUAGGAGACCAUGAAAAGGCAUUAGAGGAUGCAGAUCGUUGUAUUGAGGCAGAUUCUAAUCACUGGAAGGGUCACUGCUGGAGAGCAUAUGCCAUUGCUAAUCUAGUCAGAUUGGAAAAACUACCACAGAGUAUGAAGCCAUCAGGAAUGGCUUCUGCUAGCAUUGCAUCACAUCUCAAUCCGCCAUGCUACCAUGCUUUAUAUAUGCAAAGGUAUUAUCCAAAUCUCACAUUCAAAGUUAUAAAAGGUCCAUCAGAAUUUGAUUCCGAAAUAAAAACAUGGGACAACCCUUUCAAAACACUUUUGCUUCCAGCUGGAAAAUAUGAAUUUGGAAUAUUCUUUGUAAGGAAAAGUGUACAGUUGGUUGGACUUGAUAAAAAUGUUGCAGUUAUUAUUAAGAAUGAUUUACCUCUGCAAAUUUUUGAUAAUGCAUUUAUAGAGAAAUUCAUCAGUAAUAUUUUUAUACACUUUGAAAGUGUUAACUUUACUUGUGAAGGUAAAUCCAUGAAUGUCAAUGGUAGAAAUGUAAUGUCAUUUUAUCGUUGUCACAUGUCAAAUGGAAAACCUGGAUGUGAAAAUUUCCCUUACUGUAAAGGAGGCCAUGGCUGUAUAAACAGUGACCCAGCUUUGUGUAAACAAAAGUCAGAGAAAUCUUCUUCUCAAAGGGAGUUUUACUCUAGAGUUUUGGGAAGCCCGUGUAGUGGUGAAUGUGGAUACCCUGGAAUAGAAUCCAUAAAUGGUGGCAGUGUAUUUUUGGAUAGAUGUGUCUUGGAUCGCUGUGGAGGAGGAGGUGUGCUCUGUGAUGGUGAAGGAUCUUAUUUAAAGAUUACCAACAGCAUUAUCAAGAACAUGAGGCAAAGUGGAGUUGAAGUACGCAAUGGUGGUAUUUUACAUGCAUUGAACAAUGAUAUAGUAGAUAAUCAAUUACAUGGUGUGUUAAUUGGGCCAAAUGGUAGAGGACACAUACUUGGAAACAGUAUUAAAGGAAAUAAAUGUGAGGGUAUAUUGUGUACUGCGGAAUCUAUGGGCACCAUAAAAAAUAACUUGAUUUGUCAUAGUGGAAAAUGUGGUAUAUCAUGUGAUGGUGGAUCUUAUGAGAUAACUUCUAACAAGAUAUUUGACAACUGGUUCUGGGGAAUAAUGGCAAAAACUAGGUCCUCUUGUAUGGUCGUGAACAAUGAUAUCUUUAACAACAAGUGUGGUGGAAUCCGAAUUGGAGUAAACUAUUCUGCUGUUGUUUUCAUAGAUGGAAACACCAUCCAUGACCAUCCAGGUCCAGCUGUGUACACAAUGCCCAUACCAGACUUUCCAUUUGAUUUUCAUGACAGGUACCGUUCAUCAGACGAGAUGUUUAAUAUUUUUGGUAUUCCUCAUGGUGAUAGUAAAGUGUUUACAAAUCCUCCAAUUCUUACUAACAGAAAUAACUUUCUGAAUAACACUAGUGAAGCAAGGCAUCCAGUUGAAGCAGUUGAAGUUUUUGCUGUGUGUUCAUUUUGUCGUGCAUCUUUAGGUAGUUUGAAAUUGUGUGGGAAAUGUCGAAAAGCUAGUUACUGCUCAAAGGAAUGUCAACGUAGCCAUUGGGAUCAUCAUAAACAUAUGUGUGCUCUCUUGAGAGGAUCAUUCUCAGUGCCUAUAAGAAUGAGCGAAACUACAUCAUAUAAAAAAGGUGAAUAUGUUUUUAGAACAUUUGAUCAUUCUUUGAAAGGCAUCAUGGAAGGCCCACCUCCAGAUCCAAAAAGUUCAAACAGAUUUAUUGUGAAGAUUCAGUCAGGUGAAGAGUACUAUCCAUAUAAUCCCCAAACUCUUCUUUCAUUGUAUGAUCAGAGUACAAAGUUGGACAUACAAUUUUCCAACAGCAUGAUCUAUCAUUUAAUUAUGGAAUGUGGUGUGCUUGGUUCCAAUAAACUUUCAUCCAAGAAGAUUUUUUGUUGGGCAUCGUUCGAAGAAAAUGGAUUGGUGCUGAGAAUUUAUACAGAUAACCUACCACCAUUUCAGAACUGGUGAAAAUAGUCUUUGAAUUACAAUCAUGUAGUCAUGUGUUAUGAUAUAAAGCAAACUA
Messenger RNA from Limulus polyphemus (Atlantic horseshoe crab), 5175 nucleotides. RefSeq lists its product as uncharacterized. The record is from RefSeq and is a predicted model, not a curated record. Lineage: Eukaryota; Metazoa; Arthropoda; Merostomata; Xiphosura; Limulidae. Bases 675 to 5120 code for a protein of 1481 amino acids. Gene Ontology annotation, molecular function: protein binding; ADP binding. The transcript has 4 exons.